CUAAAAAAAAAACUAAAGAAAAAGAAUAUAAAUUAGGGCUUUAUUUAUAAGGACUUAAGAGAGAGCUUUCUCAGUUAGGAUUCAAUCGUGUGAGUGUUUAGGGUUUUCUUUGAGGUUGAAAUCAAUGGCGGAGGAGAGAAUCUCAGGUGUGGUGCAAUGGUUCAACAGUGGCAAAGGCUUUGGUUUCAUCAAACCUGAUGACGGCAGCGAAGAUCUCUUCGUUCAUCAAUCAUCCAUCAGAUCUGAUGGUUUCCGCACCCUCGCAGAAGGCGAUCGUGUCGAAUUCACCAUCGCCACCGGCGAUAAUGAAAAAACCAAGGCUGUUGAUGUCACCGGUCCUAACGGCGCUCCUCUGCAGUCCAGGCAGGAUUCGUAUGGCGGUGGAGGCGGCGGUCGCGGAUUUGGUGGAUUUAGGGGCUCUGAGAGACGUAACGGUGGAGGCGGCGGUGCUGGAUGUUACAACUGUGGUGAUACUGGCCACAUCGCUAGAGAGUGUAACAGGAGCAAUAACUCCGGUGGAGGCGGAGGUGCUGGCUGUUACAACUGCGGUGAUACUGGCCACAUCGCCAGGGAUUGCAACCGGAUCAAUAAUUCCGGUGGAGGCGGAGGAGGUGCUUGUUACACCUGCGGCUCUUUUGGUCAUAUUGCCAGGGAUUGCACUCGCGGAGGCAACAUUGGAGGUGGAUUUGACCGCAGCAGUGGAGGAGCCACUUCUUGCUACAGAUGCGGUGGAAUCGGGCACAUUGCGAGAGACUGCGCUACUCCCAGCGACCGGAGUGGAGGUGGAGGUGGUUGCUAUAAGUGCGGUGAAGUUGGUCACAUAGCCAGGGAUUGCAACAUUGAAGGUGGGAGAUUCGACGGCGGCAACGGUGGUGGAAGGUUUGGUGGUGGCAACAAUGGAAGGUUUGGUGGUGGCAAUGGAGGAACCAACACAUGCUUCAAUUGUGGAAAGCCAGGUCAUUUUGCAAGGGAGUGCGUCGAGGCUUCUGGUUGAAGGAAAAAGCGAGAUUCAUCCAAGAACAACAACUUGGAAUCUGAAUUUGAGGUUCAAUGCCACAAGAUUGCCCCAUUCACCACACUUUGCUUUUGAUAUUUGAAUCCUGGGGUUUGCCAAAUUCACUUGCUGUAGCACAGGCAACAACGAGAACUUGCUUUUGAUAUUUGAAUUCUGGGUUUGCCAAAUUCACUUGCUGUAGCAAAGGCAACAACGAGAACUUAGACUCAAUCGUUUUAUGAAGUGCUUAUUGAAA
This is a messenger RNA of Vicia villosa (hairy vetch), 1250 nucleotides long. RefSeq names its product cold shock domain-containing protein 3. The record is from RefSeq and is a predicted model, not a curated record. The coding region runs from base 125 to 994 and encodes 289 amino acids. NCBI's taxonomy places the organism in Eukaryota, Viridiplantae, Streptophyta, Magnoliopsida, Fabales, Fabaceae. The transcript has 2 exons. Gene Ontology annotation, molecular function: nucleic acid binding; zinc ion binding.